Molecule: messenger RNA, 3256 nt
Organism: Schistocerca piceifrons (Central American locust)
Lineage: Eukaryota; Metazoa; Arthropoda; Insecta; Orthoptera; Acrididae
Exons: 2
Coding region: 2591-2965 (124 amino acids)
Source: RefSeq, a predicted model, not a curated record
UUAAAAAUGGCUAUAUAUCUGGUGCUUAAGGAAACCUAUCUCUAUCUGGCAACAUUGGAUUCAACUGGCAGCAGCAGUGCACCAAUGUGACAAACGUGAGUUGUGGGGAUUCACAAGCUUGCUAAUAUUGUCUCCCUCCCACCCAAUCAUCACAAACCCAGAACAUUGUCUAGCCUCUGAUGUGUCAUUGCAGUCUGUGGUGCCACUAAACUUGAAAUCAAAGUCUCUGUAUGUCCAUCAUUUCAGAGAGUCAUGGGUCUCGGCUGUUCGAUACAGGAUGUCAAAUGAAACACCUUUCAGCCAUCUAGCAUCCACACUUAUUUCAUUUGGCUACCAGUUUUGGCAAUUUACUACACCAUCUUCAGGCUCCUGAGUGAUGUGUUGGAAGAUUCCACCUCAACCAUUGGUUGAAGUGAGUGCUAUAGCAAGCAGAAAUCUACUAAUAUCAGUAUUGAUGGCCCCUGUUUUGCCCAUAACUGAGCUAGAAUCUUGCUACACAUCAGUCAGGUGCCUGAAGACAAUGCAGUAAAUCGCCAAAACCGGUAGCCAAAUAAGAUACCUUUGGAAACUACAUGGCUGAAAGGUGUUUCAUUUGACAUCCUGAAAUGAAAGUGAUUUGUGUUAUCGGUAACAGUACAAUAUUUUUAUUACAAGCUAGUUCCAUAACGCAAGGAAAAAAUAAAAGGAGUUCAUAUAAUGUGGGCUAUAAACUGCUGGAAGUAACAUCAAGUGCAGAAGAACGAGGAAACAGAGCAGCUGAGCAGCAAUUUGGCCCUCCACCAACAGGGGGGGGGGGGGGGGGGGAAACCACCAUUUGUGGCUGGCAGGCUAGUACAGAUUAACUGAUGCAAAAGGGCCAAAAAUAGAAGAUGACAUAUUGAAAUGGAUUGAAGGACACCAUCAAAAUAACACUGGAACUAAAACAAAAAUGAUUCAGACACACACUUGUAAGCUAGUGCUACAGUGGAACUUAAUAGACUUCAAGGGAGGAGGUGGUUGGUGCUACAGGUUUAUGAAGCGUCAUGGACUUAGUAUGUGAACCAAAACCAAAAUAUCUCAGAAAAUGCCACAAGUGUAUGAAGAGAAAAUAUUAUCUUUCUAUUACUUUAUUACUAACAUCAAAGAAAACCAGUGUGGAACUAACCCAAACAGCGGAUGUGGAUGAAACUCCACUGACAUUUGUUGUGCUGUUUAAAAGAACUGUUGCCAUGAAAGGUGCUAAAAAUGUAACUAUAAAAACAAGUGGACAUGAAAAAAAUGCACUACACUGCUACUGUAAAAUGGGAUGAACAGAAACAGCAGGGUGAAUAGAAGCAAAACUAUACAAUUACUGUGAAUACUAUAACGUUGUACUGGACAUUAAUUUUAACUAUUAUUGUUUUUGGGUUGGCAACAUUUCAGGCUAACAAGGAAAUUAUGUUUUGUAGGGUUGGCAGCAUUGUAGUUUGAUGUUUAUCCUUGUGUCUGUGUCAAUAGUUUUUAAGCUGUUUUCUUACCAAUUUUGAACUUCUCUGAGUUGCUGUUCAAAUAUGCCACAGAAAUACAAACUCACCAUAGGCGAUGGUUACAAAAAACACAGAUGUAAUCGUAUAAACAAUGCUCUCUCUGACAUCAAAUUGGGGGUUAGCUUCCGGAAAGCAGCUGAAAAACAUGGGAUUCAUUUUAGUGUACUAUACAGACACCUAAAAAGAGCGCCAACAUUGAACCUCAGGGUGGACAAACUGCCUUGUCUUUUAAAGAAGAGAAGCUGUUUGUAGACAGAUGAAAAUAUCCAACGAAUGGGGCUAUCCUAUUGACUUUACAACCUUAAGACUUCUAGUAAAGGAUUCUCUGGACAGAAGGGGGAAGGAAGUGAGAAGGUUUAUGAACAGUUUCCCUGGUUGUGAUUUUGUGGAUCGUUUACGUGGCAACGCAAAGAUCAAUUAGCAAUGCGAAUGUGCCAAAACAUAAAACGCUCCAGAGCUGGUGUUACACCAGAAGCUAUUAACAGUAACUUUGAUGAGCUGUCCAAGGAAUUGGAGAAUAUGCUGCCAAAUAAUAUAAUAAAUUAUGAUGAUACAAACCUUACAGAUGAUCCAGGAAAAUGAAAGGUAGUCACAUGUAGGGGAACUAAAUAUCCCGAAAGGGUCAUGAACUCCUCAAAGGCAUCAAUCUCAGUAAUAUUUGCAGCUGCUUCAGUUGGCACUAUACUACCCCCUUAUGAUAAAAUGUUUGAUAUGCUCCGCUUCGAUUAUUGGGUCCUUACAGUUGCUGUCCCAUACCUGAAAAAGCUGGAAGGUAAGAAAUUUCUCAUUGGAGACAAUUUAUCUUUGCAUCUGUCCAUAGAAUCAGUUACGCUGUGUCACGACAAUGACAUAAGAUUUAUAUUCCUACCAGCAAAAUUCAACACACCUGACACAACCACUGGAUGUGGCAUUUUUUUGGCUUCUUAAAACUACUUAGCGCCAAUGGAAGAAGGGCCCAGGAAGAAAUGAGGCAACAGUUCCUAAGGAUAAAUUUCCUCUACUUGUGAAAAAGUUGUGUGACUCCUCGAAGGAAAAAAAUGUUAUUGCAGGUUUUAGGAAAUGUGGGAUUGUGCCUCUAGACUGCAAUGAAGUAUUGUCAAAUGCUCCCAGGUACUGGUACCGAUAUACCAGUAAACGAAAACCAGGAUAAGAACAAUCUUGAAGAAUCCACUAAUAUUGUUGACAACAGUUUUAAAGAACUUUUCCAGAGUCUUAGACAAGACCAGACUCCUAAACAAAGGAGAAAAAGGACAAAAGUUAAUGCCCAACCUGGCCGAAGUAUUAGUGAUGAUGACUUUGAGGACAUGGAUGGGGAGGAUGUAACCCCCAGUUAUUCACUUUACAGUGAUCCAAGCCCUUGUACGUCUAAACAAGGCAAGACAAAAAAAAAUACUGGUAUCUCCAUAAGCCAAGGUGACUAUAUGGUGGUCAAAGUAUAUGAUAAAACAUCAUCUUUUUGAUGUUAUGUUUGCAAAGUUAAUUACCUUAUUGACAAUGGUUUUGUGGGAACAUUUUUAAAAAGUGUUCCUCAAACCAAAAAGUUCACAAUGACUGAAGAAGAAUCUUUUGUCUCAAGAAACAAUGUCAUCCUAAAAUUGUCAUUGCUGGUUCUCAGUUAAAGUGCUUGUUUCAAAGACAUGCUAUGUUUUGAGGAUGAUCUGACCGAUUUAACAAUUUAUUAAUAAUACAGUACCAGGCGCGUGGUAAACAGCUGUGUUCUGUUUGUUCACCUUAAGUUUGAAUAGAUUAGC